Messenger RNA from Solea senegalensis (Senegalese sole), 2136 nucleotides. It is a transcript of the gene rasl10a, whose product is annotated as RAS-like, family 10, member A. The transcript is spliced from 3 exons. The coding region runs from base 128 to 739 and encodes 203 amino acids. The record is from RefSeq and is a predicted model, not a curated record. Gene Ontology annotation, molecular function: GTPase activity; GTP binding. Lineage: Eukaryota; Metazoa; Chordata; Actinopteri; Pleuronectiformes; Soleidae.
CAGCAGCAGUAGUAAGAGGACAGCAGCAGCAGGACAGCUGUGUCCCGUGGACGCUCACAUCCACAUCUGCGCUCGUCCUCGUCGUCGCCGUCGCCGCUGUCCAUGGUGCUGAACUCGUGCUCCAGGAAUGGUGGAGACGCUGAGUAUCGCAGUCAUCGGUGCUCCCGGAGUGGGGAAAACUUCUAUAAUCCGCCAGUUCAUCUAUAACGAUUUCUCAGAGGUUUACACGCCGACCAGGAGCAGAUAUGUGUACAGACCGUCCGUCAUCCUCAACGGAAACAUGUACGAGCUGAAGGUUUUGGACGUCCCGCCAAUCUCCUCCUUCCCGUCCAGCUCCAGUCAGGAGUGGCUGGACCUGCGAUGCAGAGGGGUUCGCAACGCCAACGCCUACAUCCUGGUGUACGACAUCUGCUGCGUGGAGAGCUUCGAGUACGUCAAGAUGAUCAGACAGCAGAUAGUGGAACACAGGGAAGGCAGUAGCAGUGAGGUGCCGAUCCUGGUGGUGGGCAACAAGAGGGACCAGCAGCGGCAGCGCUUCAUGCCUCGCAGAGCCGUUUCCGUGCUGGUGAAGAAAACCUGGAAGUGUGGUUAUGUGGAGUGCUCUGCCAAGUUCAACUGGCACGUGGUCCUGCUCUUCAAAGAGCUGCUGGGCAUCGCUGUGGCCCGGGGCAUGCGCCAGAACCACACCUCCAUCCGACUGCAGGGGGCGCUACAGAGGAAUCGCUGCACCAUCAUGUGACCCCCCCGCCCCCCAGAGCUGCCUCCGCCUCCCCCACACCUCACCUCAGGCAGUGGAGAAAAGACUUUUUUAUCUAAAUGGCUGGAAAAAUACCCCGUGGCCUCCUGCUUGACUGAGCUGAUUUUUCAUAAUGAGGUUUAUUAUCUUGCGCUGUAACAAAUAAUAUUUAAAAAAAAAAAUACAUUUUACACACACACACACAGUCAUCCAGCCACUUCCUGGUCAAAAUCUGCCAAAUCUGUAAGGAGUUAUGUGAGGAAACAUGGUGAGCAUAAUUAUCAUAGUGCAGUUGUUUUUCCUCACAUUAACUGGUCAUUUUGAGGCUGUGAUUCCCAGAGUUACAGCUCCAGCAGCUGCAGGUCACUCUGAGGAUCGUCCUCUGACUGUAGCCGGGCCUGAAAUCAAGCUGUGUCUGUGAGACUCAACCUGGAGAAGCAGCAAUAUCGUCCAGUCUUCCUUUGAAUUUCAACCGCAGACGCUCACCUCGCACACACACAUGCACACACGACAUGUUUGGAUUCAUUUACUCGAUGGAACACACACAAAGAGCAGAGUGGAGAAUGUGCAGAUAUGAUUAGAUCUUGUUUAAAAUUAGGACGUGAGAAGGAGGUAGCCAGUUUUUUCUUUCUUCUUUCUUUUUCUAUCUUUUUUCCCCCCGUCCUCAUUCCAAACUUGGCCGUAGGGUAAAAGCUGUUUGUUCAGGUAAAGGGUGUUUUAAGGUUGUCCUGCAGCAGAGAAUACUGCAGUCCCUUAUCAUGAUGUACUGUGGGACUCUAAUGUGCUCUCUCCCCUCACUCAGUCUGCUUCUGAUGAAUGCAUUAAAUCUAGAGGAGUGAGGGUCUGCAGGAGGCUAGAAAACACUUAAGGCUGCAACCCGCAAGAUGGCAUUAUGUGUGUGUGUGUGUUGUUUUUGUUGCCUCUUAGUGACCUUUUCUGGUAGUCCUAAUAAGACACAACCUCAUUUCUGAGGCUGUGGUUAAAGGUUAGUGAUUAGGUUAAAGUUAAAGUUAGGGAUAAGGCUUUGGUUACUCUGUCCAAAUGAAUGAAAGUCAAUGUGUCCCUAACAAGAAUGGCUGUGAAAACCUGUGUGUCCAGAGGUGGAAAGAGUAACUGAAAUGUUCUACUCAAGUAAAAGUACCGCUUUUUUGAUAGAAAUGUACUUAAGUACAAUUAAAAGUACUGCUCUAAAAAAUGUACUUGAGUUAAAGUAAAAAAAGUAGCUUGUUUAAAAGUGACUUAAUAACAAAGUUGGGGUUAUUUCUUGUGUUGUGCAAAAAGGACAAGGGGACACAAAUCUCCCAUGAAGUCCCAUAAAAAAUUAAUUAGCAUUUAGUUCACCUGCCUUCAACAUUCACUGCCAAAGUUUCCCAUGCAUGAAUUUGUUUUUUAUUUUUUAU